AAAAGAAAAUUAAUAUCUUCAAAGUACAAAACAAGAGAGAGGUGAAGCCACACAAUCUCUUUUUGCCUUCUCUCUCUGUUAUAUCUCAUCUGUUUAAUACUUUUAUUCGUCUUCUUCUUCUUCCUCUAUCGGUCCAUCGUCUCCUAUAAUCUCUUUCUCUGUCUUUCAGUAUUGACCAACGAAUUGGAAGAAAUAAUUCAUAUCUUUAUGCCAACUUUUUCUUAGGGUUUUAGAGCUAUCUCUGUUGUUUGGGUUAUGACACAAACUCUGGUUCUUUGGCUCUUUCUCAUGAUUUGGGAACUCAGGAUAUGAAAAAGUUUGCUUUUAGUUUUGUUUAUUGAUUCUUUUCAACUUUCUUGGAGAUGGGUUCAUCUAGAUCUUGAUGAAACCUCUUGUUUGUAUCCCGAAAGGUGUUUUCUUUUUUCUUCUCUUCUUUUUGGGUUUUUAAUUCUUGAGCGACAUGGCAAGUGAUCAGUUCCAUGGUCAUAACCAUCACCAACAACAUCAGCAUCAAAUGAUUAAUCAGAUCCAUGGGUUUGAUGAGAGAAGCAAUAAUCCAACCGAUCAUCAACAACAUCAUUAUAAUCAUCAGAUCUUUGGCUCAAACUCCAACAUGGGAAUGAUGAUAGACUUUUCUAGGCAUCAUCAGACUGAGAUCACAAGUGGAAUGGAUCAUCAUCACUAUCAUCACCAGACAAGUGGUAGUACUGUUCAGAAUCAGCUUUUAGAAGACUCUUCUUCCUCCAUGAGACUAUGCAAUGUUAAUAAUAAUUUCUCAAGUGAAGUAAAUGAUGAGAGACCAACACAAAGACCAAGCCAAGGUCUUUCUCUUUCUCUCUCCUCCUCAAAUCCUACAAGCAUCAGUCUCCAAUCCUUCGACCUCAGACACCAACAACAAGGGUAUUCGGGUAAAUCAACGGAUCAUCAGAAUCUCCCACACAGCCAGAUGAUGAUGUUGAUGAAUAGUCACCACCAAAACAACAGCAGCAAUCAUCAUCAGUUUCAGAUUGGGAGUUCCAAGUAUUUGAGCGCAGCUCAAGAGCUACUGAGUGAGUUUUGCAGUCUAGGAGUAAAGGAAAGUGAUGAUGAAGUGAUGAUGAAGCAUAAGAGGAAGCAGAAAGGCAAACAACAAGAAGAUUGGGACGCAAGUAACAACAACAAUGAUCAACACGACCAAUCUGCCACAACUUCUUCAAAGAAACAUGUUCCACCACUUCACUCUCUUGAGUUCAUGGAGCUUCAGAAAAGAAAAGCCAAAUUGCUCGCCAUGCUUGAAGAGCUUAAAAGAAGAUAUGGACAUUACCGAGAGCAAAUGAGACUGGCGACAGCAGCGUUUGAGGCGGCGGUUGGGGUAGGAGCGGCGGAGAUGUACACGGCGUUAGCGUCGAGGGCAAUGUCUAGGCAUUUCCGGUGUUUAAAAGACGGACUUGUGGGACAGAUUCAAGCAAUGAGUCAAGCUUUAGGAGAAAGAGAUGAGGAUAAUCGUGGGGUCUCAAUUGCGGCACGAGGGGAAACCCCACGGCUGAGGUUGCUUGAUCAAGCUCUAAGGCAACAGAAAUCGUAUCGACAAAUGAGUCUCGUGGAAGCUCAUCCUUGGCGUCCACAACGUGGUUUGCCUGAACGCGCGGUGACGGCGUUAAGAGCUUGGCUCUUUGAGCACUUUCUUCACCCAUAUCCAAGUGAUGUUGAUAAGCAUAUAUUGGCCCGACAGUCUGGUUUAUCAAGAAGUCAGGUAUCGAAUUGGUUCAUUAAUGCAAGAGUUAGGCUAUGGAAACCAAUGAUUGAAGAGAUGUAUUGCGAGGAAACAAGAGGAGAAGAAGAACAACAAAUGGAGAUUACAAACCCUAUGUUCAUGGAUACUAAACCGGAUCCAAACCAGAUAAUGCGAGUCGAACCGGAAUCUUUAUCUUCCGUAGUUACAAAAACUGGCCACAAAGACAACUCCAACCUAGGAACGGCUUCAUUUGGGUCAACGUUUGACUUUUCAUUAUACAGUAACCAAGCUGUCACGUACACUGGCGAAGGAGGGGCACGUGAGGUGUCGUUGACGCUUGGGUUACAAAACGGUGGUGUGAGUUUAGCGUUAUCUCCAGUGACGGCUCAAGGGGGGCCUCUUUACUACGGUAGAGACCACAUGGACGGAUCGGUGCAAUAUACAUCGUCGAUCUUGGAUGAUGAUCAAGCUCAGAAUCUGCCUUACAUGAAUUUGAUGGGAGCUCAAUCACUUCACGAUAUGGUUUGAAGAAAAUUGGAAUAAUUAAAAGGAAUCUUACACUGUUUUCAACCCGACUCGGUUAUGUAACGGUUUAGUUAGAUAAAAAACAAAAACUAGAUAUUUUAAAGAUACCGUUGUCUACUUGAAUUGGAAUGGGUGUAGACGAAGAUAUUAUUAUAUGAGUUUAGUUGGUUCGUCAA
Molecule: messenger RNA, 2415 nt
Organism: Brassica napus (rape)
Lineage: Eukaryota; Viridiplantae; Streptophyta; Magnoliopsida; Brassicales; Brassicaceae
Product: homeobox protein BEL1 homolog
Exons: 4
Coding region: 461-2242 (593 amino acids)
Biological process (GO): regulation of transcription by RNA polymerase II
Molecular function (GO): DNA-binding transcription factor activity, RNA polymerase II-specific; RNA polymerase II cis-regulatory region sequence-specific DNA binding
Source: RefSeq, a predicted model, not a curated record